This is a messenger RNA of Paramacrobiotus metropolitanus, 816 nucleotides long. RefSeq lists its product as uncharacterized. Lineage: Eukaryota; Metazoa; Tardigrada; Eutardigrada; Parachela; Macrobiotidae. Bases 1 to 690 code for a protein of 229 amino acids. The record is from RefSeq and is a predicted model, not a curated record. The transcript is spliced from 4 exons.
AUGGACCCCACCUUCGAGUUGUACAAAGGGUAUAAAGAGUUUUGCAAGGCCGACAAUAAAAUGGCUGAAAUCAAAGGCAGGGUCGAGAUGCAGGCGCAGUCCAGUAGCACGCGUAGACCAGAUGUUCAUGUGAUUUUUGGUAGCAAGAAUCCAGCAGCUUUGAAGACCUUUAUACUGACUUUGUUGACAUCUGAUGUAGGAUUCAUUGAAGAGAUUGAUUUCAAAAAGAACGGUCGGAAUGGCAUUUACACGGAGACCUAUCUUGCGCAGACGAAAACUUUGUUCGAAUUGGAUGUGAACGCGAAUGAGAACUUUGUGUACUUGGCUGGACAGAAGCCCCCAAAUCCGGUGCACAAGAAAGGUUUCCCCUACGAGUGGAGCCUUAGUAAUCAUCCUGGGAAAAACCCCCGGGAUACGGUUAGCCCACAACAACAUCGCGAUAUGGAAAAGAAACAGCAAGCCGUUCGGCAGAAAACAGGAUCAGCGGCUGCUGGUGAAACAGGUGGACGCGGUCAAACCGGAACAGUAGGACAGUCCGCCAACGUGCCGGGAGGUGAUGCCGCUUCAUCUGCAAGACGCGCCAUAAAUGCGCCCACCGGCACAUCAACUGGAGCUGGGUCUGGUGGUUCUUCAAGCAGCGUACCCGCCGUCGCUAGUGAAAGCGACAAGAAAUGCUGUUGGAUUACUUAGGUCCUUCAAUAAACCAACCCGUAUUUGCUUUUUAUGUUCUAGCUCGGGUGCAGUACUCGGUAACUUAGCGGCUUAAUUUUGUAAUAAGGUUUUUCUUUUCCGGGAAUUAUGCAGGUGUGAAACGUG